Mycena citricolor is the source of this 293-nucleotide messenger RNA. NCBI's taxonomy places the organism in Eukaryota, Fungi, Basidiomycota, Agaricomycetes, Agaricales, Mycenaceae. The record is from the annotation of a GenBank genome assembly.
GACUCUCCCUUGUCAGUCUCCUGUAUCAGUCAAUCCCUUUAUCUGACACUUUGGACUCUCGCUUGUCAGGACUCUGAGAUUAGGCCUCAAGGUUGCCCUUACAAUGGAGACCUUGCUGCAAUUUUUCACUGACUCUCAUGGGCCAUUUUUGCAGGUCUCGGCAGGCCCUUGCUGCCUAACACCGCUUAUAUGUAGUAGCAAACUUGGUGGAUUAAUGCUGCUAGGGAACAGUAUCAGCCUCGCAGUAAGUUUUUGCUGUCUGUUGCCCUUUCAUCUUGUUCGGCGGUUUCCUG